This is a messenger RNA of Schizosaccharomyces cryophilus OY26, 2116 nucleotides long. RefSeq names its product CMGC/CDK/CDK9 protein kinase Cdk9. Lineage: Eukaryota; Fungi; Ascomycota; Schizosaccharomycetes; Schizosaccharomycetales; Schizosaccharomycetaceae. The record is from RefSeq and is a predicted model, not a curated record. The transcript is spliced from 3 exons. Gene Ontology annotation, molecular function: cyclin-dependent protein serine/threonine kinase activity; ATP binding. Gene Ontology annotation, biological process: protein phosphorylation. The coding region runs from base 55 to 1683 and encodes 542 amino acids. Gene Ontology annotation, cellular component: nucleus.
GUAAUAGUAAACUUUUUGCUGAAAUAGACAAUUUUGGGCUGGAAUAGGGUACAUAUGAUGAAACGCAGCGGUAGUGUUUCAACGGAAAAUGACAAAGUUUCGCGUAGAAAGGUGAAUUCAGACUUUCAAAAGCGAUUUCAAGGCUGUAGUCAUCUUUCUUCAUAUGAACUUAUGGAAAAAUUAGGUGAAGGAACCUUUGGUGAGGUUUAUAAAUCUAAAUUCAGGGCUACUGGAAAACUAUACGCUUUGAAAAAAAUAUUAUUGCAUACGGAACGAGAAGGGUUUCCAAUAACUGCAAUUAGAGAAAUCAGGAUCUUAAAAUCACUUUCUCAUGAGAAUGUGAUUGCCUUAACGGAUAUGACAGUCGUACGAGCAGAUAAAAAGCAUCGAAAACGAGGUUCUAUUUACAUGGUUACACCUUACAUGGAUCAUGACUUGUCAGGUUUGCUGAAGAAUCCUAGCGUUAAAUUUACAGAAGCUCAAAUCAAGUGUUACAUGAAGCAAUUGCUUGCUGGUACGAAAUAUCUUCAUGACAGCUUAAUUCUUCACCGUGAUCUGAAAGCAGCCAAUUUGCUUAUUGAUAAUCACGGAUUCUUAAAAAUAGCAGAUUUCGGUCUGGCUCGUGUUAUAGACGAAGAAUCGUAUGCCAAUAAGUAUUCAGGGAUUCCUUUCCCCAAUCGUCGAGAGUAUACAGGUUGCGUUGUAACACGAUGGUAUCGGUCUCCUGAACUAUUAUUGAAUGAACGUCGUUAUACGACAGCAAUUGAUAUGUGGAGUGUUGGUUGCAUUAUGGCUGAAAUGUACAAAGGGAAACCAAUUAUGCAAGGAUCCAGUGAUUUGGAUCAAUUAGAUAAAAUUUUUCGACUUUGUGGAUCCCCCACUCAAGCCUCUAUGCCAAAUUGGGAAAAAUUACCAGGAUGUGAAGGCGUCCGGUCAUUUCCAGCACAUCCUAGAACUUUGGAAACUGCCUUUUUUAGCUACGGGAAGGCGAUGACUUCUUUAUGCGGCUCUAUCUUACGAUUAAAUCCGGAGGAACGGUUAUCUGCUGCCAUGGCACUGGACCAUGAAUAUUUCACUACUGAGCCCUUGCCUGCAAAUCCCUCACAGUUGCAACACUAUACUUCGUCACACGAAUAUGACAAAAGAAAACAAAGGGAUGUUCAAAUUGCUAACCAGAAUGAUAAUCCUUACAACAAAAAGCGUUCCUUCCGUUUUGUUACUCGAGGUUCGAGUGAUCCUUGGUACGGAAUGCGCAGACCGAAUCCGCAUUACCGCGGUGGAAACCGUCGUGAAAAUGAAGCAGGUGGGCAACAAUAUCAUCAGUAUUCACGAAGAAACCAAAACCAAAAUUUGUCUAAUAGGUCAGAAUCGUAUCAACGUCCUCGUGAUUAUCUUCCUCCUUCUGGCUCUGAACAUGACAGGCAUUAUCGUCCCGAACCAAGAAAUCGACCACAACGAUCCGGCUAUAUUAAUUCUCGAACUUCUGUAGAGCCUCCUACGAAAAGGUCUAACAUAAACCAGCAGCCAGUCUGGCAACGUCAGCGAAGUAGUUCUAAACCCAAUGACUCCCAACCCUCUGUCGAAAACCGCGAUGGCGCAGACAGAUCUUCUUCGAACUUGCAUAACACAUCUGGUUCUGCUGAGAAUACGAAAAGAGAUCCGGCUCCCCCUUCCCCUGGCUAAGUACUUAGAAUGCCUGAGUGACCGAAUUAAAGUAAGUCAAUGUAUAUACCAAAGAAUUGAUAUCUUUCUCUUACUUUUAAUGAUUACCAUAGAAUGGUUGCAUAUAUUUCUAUAAGGCCAUUCUUUUUGGUUUACCUUAUUUGCGUGCUAAAGAGUUCAGAGCUUGCAUUUGAUACAUAUCGCUACUCUGUUAUUAAAAGUAGAUCACAUCUUUUAUUCUAUUUAAUUGUUUAAUUUAUCUUGACUAUGUCUUUAAGCAACUUUCAUUUUUGAUUCCAUAAUACCCUGGUCCCUUCCUUAUGCGAAUUUAAGAAUACCGAUUGUUUUGUUUUUUUAAUUUUCACUCAAUUUCAGUUCUUAUUGUUUAUUUUCUUAUGAACCCCUCUGUAAUUCGUGCAUUGGCGAUAUUGUUAUAUCGUAAAUUGAUUGUUUA